Lagenorhynchus albirostris (white-beaked dolphin) is the source of this 1979-nucleotide messenger RNA. RefSeq names its product lysosomal protein transmembrane 5 (gene LAPTM5). Bases 107 to 901 code for a protein of 264 amino acids. Gene Ontology annotation, cellular component: lysosomal membrane. The record is from RefSeq and is a predicted model, not a curated record. Lineage: Eukaryota; Metazoa; Chordata; Mammalia; Artiodactyla; Delphinidae. The transcript has 8 exons.
CCCGCAGCUUUCCCUUUUCUGCCCUGUUUCAGGCUCCUGGCUCCUUCUCUGCUCCAGGCUCCUGGCUCCUUCCCUGUCAGUGCCUCGGAGGAGGGGAGGCAACACCAUGGCCCCCCGUGCGGCCGCCAUCCGCCAAACCUGCUGCUGCUUUAACGUUCGCAUCGCCACCACUGCCCUGGCCGUCUACCAUGUGAUUAUGAGCGUAUUGCUGUUCAUUGAGCACUCAGUGGAGGUGGCCCACGGCAAGGCCUCCUGCAAGUUCUCGAAGACAGGCUACCUCAGGAUCGCGGAACUGAUCUCCAGCUUCCUGCUCAUCACCAUGCUUUUUAUCAUCAGCCUGAGCCUGCUGGUGGGCGUGGUCAAGAACCGGGAGAAGUACCUGCUGCCCUUCCUGUCCCUGCAAAUCAUGGACUUCCUCCUGUGCCUGCUCACCCUGCUGGGCUCUUACAUCGAGCUGCCCGCCUACCUCAAGUUUGUCUCCCGGAGCAGCAGCCGGGCGGGCCCCUCCAAGGUCCCACUGAUGACCCUGCAGCUCUUGGAUUUCUGCCUGAGCAUCCUGACUCUCUGCAGCUCCUACAUGGAAGUGCCCACCUAUCUCAACUUCAAGUCCAUGAACCACAUGAAUUACCUCCCCAGCCAGGAAGGUAUGGCUCACAACCAGUUCAUCAAGAUGAUGUUCAUCUUCUCCAUCGCCUUCAUCACUGUCCUCAUCCUGAAGGUCUACAUGUUCAAGUGUGUGUGGAGAUGUUACAGAUUCAUGAAGUACAUGAACUCGGCUGAGGAGAGGAGCAGCUCCAAGAUGCUGCAGAAGGUGGUCCUGCCAUCCUAUGAGGAAGCCGUGUCUCUGCCAUACAAGAUUCCGGAGGGGGGCCCAGCACCACCCCCAUACUCAGAGGCGUGACAUUCACCAGGCCCCAGCCCUGGUGCUGGGAGGGGCGGAGCUACCUCGCAAUCCGCUUCUUUGCUUAGGUGGCCCCUGUGGCCUGGGUGAACCACCUGGCUGACUUCAGGACAAUCCGCUUGUGUCCCGCUCGCUGGCCUGCUUUUCCUGCGGGGCCUGGGAGAUGCUCACAACUGGGUCAACCCCUUUAGGCUGAAUGAUUGGGUCUCAAAAAUUCAGUCCAACAGCACUCAGCUUCUUUUGAUCAGCUCUGACGUUGGUUUAAACGAUUGGUCUUUCUAAAGUCAGUGAGUUUGGUUAAAUACCUCUCAACUUGACCAGUUUUACCAAGUGACUGACAAAUCAAAAACACACUUGUCAUUUCAGUGAAAACAAUGUGGUCAAACAAAAGAGUCCAUUGUGUCAGUUUGUAAAUAGUUGUCAAUUCGCAGAGCAAUUUAGUCAAGUAAUCAUCAGUUAGUCCUCCCCACCAAAUACAUCCAUCCAUUUUCUUCCAAUAGUUCCUUAAGCAAUUAUUAAGUCAGCCAACCCUCAGUUAAUUUAGAAUAGUGAUAAAAUCCAAUAAUAAAAAAAUCAACUUAGCCCCCCAAACCAUUCAAUUCAAUCUAGUCCAAUAACCGGCUGCCCCCUGUGGUCAAUUCAGUACUUGUGAGUCCUGACCCACAGCCCAUCCGUUGCCAGAUAGGUUGUAGGCCACCCAAUUCUGCCCGACACUUGUGGUCGAGCAGAAAUUCAGCGCUGAAAUCAGGCAAACCCAUUUGUUGGACUAAAUCCACAGGUUAGUUCAGUCAAAACAGGCAAACCCUUUGUGGGCACAGUCCCCGCCCGGGGGGUUCGUGUUGGUGGGGCCAUAGGGGAGGUUUUGGUCCCUGCACCCCCUCUUUUGCCUGCUUCCCUGGGGGUUGGGAUUCCCGAGGUCGCUGACCCAAAGGCGGAGAUAAGGCCACAGAGGCGGGUUCUCUGGGGUCUGCGAGGGGGGUGCAGAGGGCGAGGGCUGUGCAAGGGGCUCCCCACCGCACCCCUGUGUCAUUGCUUUGUGUGACGGGGAAGAAGUUUCAAUAAAGCAGCAACACGCUUC